Trichomonas vaginalis G3 is the source of this 1026-nucleotide messenger RNA. Its product is annotated as regulation of centriole replication. The transcript has a single exon. Gene Ontology annotation, biological process: protein phosphorylation. The coding region runs from base 1 to 1026 and encodes 341 amino acids. The record is from RefSeq and is a predicted model, not a curated record. Lineage: Eukaryota; Parabasalia; Trichomonadida; Trichomonadidae. Gene Ontology annotation, molecular function: ATP binding; protein kinase activity.
AUGGCAUUACCUGGCACAUUAUUCGUACAACCUACGGUAAUUCCUGGAUAUACAAUGACGAAGAUCUUAGAAGAGACGCGCUUUUAUCAACGAUGUAUUGUUAUCGGAAUGGAUGGCGCUUCAUACCAUUGUUAUAAUUUUAACACAGCAGCCGUGAAGAAAGCAAACAAAUGGAACGAGCUAAUCCAAGAGAUAGAAAUAAUAAGGCAAUUAAGCCAUCCAAAUAUCGUCAGAGUAAUAGAUUUCCUUAACGAUGACAUUCGAAUGUAUUUGAUCACUGAAUUCUUUAGUUUUAUGUCCUUGGAAGGAUUUCUCUCAUACAAUGUUCCGAACGAACAUCAGUGCCAUAUCAUAAUUUCCGGAAUAAUAAAUGGAUUAUUAGAAUUACAUUCGCACCAGAUUCAUCACGGAGACUUAACUCCUGCAAAUAUCUUUCUUGGAAACAAAAUGUCACCGAAAAUUUGCAAUUUUGCUUUCUUAUCCCAAUAUUACCAAAAACCAGAGAAACAUUUCUCAAAUUAUAAUAUAAACUUUAUCUCACCAGAACGUAUACAAUUAGAUCUAUCGCAUCCGCUCCAGGGAGAUAUCUGGAGUUUUGGCGUAAUUAUUUAUCUUUUAUACGUCAAAGAUAUGCCUUUUACUCAAAUUAAUGAAAUCAAACUCAUCGCAUCCAUGAUAUCUUGUCAAUACAACCCACCAUCCAUUACAAAUGAUAUAAUUAAAAGAUUAAUCGGAGCAAUUUUGGUUCCUAUCCCGGAAGAUCGUCCGACCAUAGAACAGAUAAAAGAUUUAUAUUUCUCGAAUGUAUCUGUUCACUUACUUGCCCAUAGAAGAGGCGUUCGUGCUUCAUCUUCUCAAGUUUUGCCAGUAUUCAGAUCCCUGAAAGCCAUCGAAGACUUAGCAAAAACAGGCAAAGUACCGUUUAGAAGAAACACAUCUAACGAUGACCACAUAGCCGAACCUCCUCUUAAGAGACCAAAUAUUCUCAAACCAGUUAAGAGUUUUGUUGGGUUUUUGCCGAAGUAA